AUGGCUCGCCGUGGACGUUCCGCCUCUCCCUCUGGCCGAUCCUCCUUCGGUCCGCCUCGGGCCCCGGCCCGAGCUGCCCCAGCUCGUCAGGCGCCGCCGCCAGCCCGCGCUGCACCUCCGCCUCAGGCGCCCCUUCCAGCCCGUGCUCCGCCGGCGGCCGUCGGCGCCCCGGCCCCCGUCUCCCAGGGCCCUGGACUUAUGGCGCAGAUGGCUGCAACCGCUGGUGGCGUGGCCAUCGGCUCCGCCGUCGGCCACACCAUCGGUCACGCCCUGACCGGAGGUGGUGGCGGAUCUUCAAACCAGCCCCAGGAGCAGCAGCAGCAGCCUCAGCAAUAUCAGCAACAGUACCAGCAGCCACCACCAGAGCAGCAGCAGGCGUGUGCCUUUGAGCUGAAGCAGUUCCUCGACUGCUCGCAGAGCUACGACCUGAGCCUCUGCGAGGGCUUCAAUGAGGCGCUGAAGCAGUGCCGCCUGCAGAACCCGGGCGCCGGUGUGGGCAGCGCUCCCCGCAGCAACUGGUAA
Messenger RNA from Rhagoletis zephyria (snowberry fruit fly), 522 nucleotides. Lineage: Eukaryota; Metazoa; Arthropoda; Insecta; Diptera; Tephritidae. The record is from RefSeq and is a predicted model, not a curated record.